AUGGCGGCUGGUGAUGAUGGGAUAGAGUGCUUGUUAGAUGAAUCGCGGCGUGCCACGCAACCAUUUCCUUUCGGAAGAUGGGUGAACACAUGCUGCUCCUUCGAGAUCACCUCCGAGGGCACGUUUGAGCAAAAAGUCGGAGGCGGAGGAGGGGCAAUCCGUGGCCAACUCCACCAGAACGCCUCGGACCCAUGGAGGUGGUUUGCUGCGCUGUCCGGGGGCAGGCAGAUUGAAUUGGAAUUGACGAAGGACUGCCAUUUGAUGGGAGCUUGCACUUCCGGCAAUGGCAAGAUACUUAAAACUCGUUCGAGCCAUGUUGGCAUGCUGGAUCUCAUGCACGAGCGUGCCGCCAAGAAAGCAUGGGAAUCGGCAUUGAAUGGCAUCAUUGAGUGUGCUGUUGGUGAGACCAGCCUUGCAGAUGACACACUCUUGAGAUGCGCACAAGCAAUACAUCAGGUGUUCGAUCUGGUUGAUGGUUUCAACGAACGGUACAAGGUGCACAAAGGUGUUGGCAAUCCGGCCUUUGAAGCAUUCAUGCUGAAUGUUGCAGAGUCCGCAACUGGAGUCAUUCGUGCCUCCAGCCAUUCCGCUCGCCUUGUUCUUUCCACUCACUUCAUCAGGUGCUUGUUUCAGCGCCUAGAGUACAUCAACAAGAGAUUCUACUACACAUUUUGGAAGGAGACCAGUUGCUACAGUGCGAUGAAGCUGUGCCGUGACAACUACAGCCAGAUGCUACGAGCAUCGCAGGGCAAGCUUCAUGCUCACUUGGCGAAUCUGGGAGAACGGAAUCUUGACAUCCUCCUCGAACAGCUUGAGGCACUAGCUGCGCGAGAAGAGGAAGAAGUUAAGGAGCUGCCAUAUGCCCGCAUUCUCGAGAUGGCUGCCGAGAUUUCCACCAGGUUGCACCAAGUGCUCCCACUGACGGACGAAGCGAGCUCCCACUCAACUCCCCACUCCCCACUCAAUUUGGAGUACUUGCUGUGCUCCAGUGCUCAUCAGGCACCAGAUAGAGCAACUUUUCACCUCGAAGUUGCUCCUUACAUGGGUCUGGCUGCGACUAGCGCCUGUGACACAGAGGAAGCUGCCAAACGCUUGGCAGCCCCUUGGACGAUGUAG
This is a messenger RNA of Symbiodinium natans, 1116 nucleotides long. The record is from the annotation of a GenBank genome assembly. Lineage: Eukaryota; Dinophyceae; Suessiales; Symbiodiniaceae.